UCCUCCCCUGCCCGGUUCCAGCCCCUCCCUCCCCUCCCCCACUCGCGAUCCGGGCCGCUGCUGCUGGGCCGGACCCCCCGGGCUCAGCCCGGCCCCUCGCCGAGCCGCCGCCGCCGCCCCGUUUGCUGAGGAGGAGGCCCCCGGCCGGGGCGCCGGGCGCGGGGCAUAAAACGGGCCAGAGCCGGCGCCUGGGGCACUAGAGCCGCGUACGGCCCGGGUCAGCGCCCGCCCGCCCGCGCUCCUCCCGGCCGCUCCUCCCGCCCCGCCCGGCCCGGCGCCGACUCCGCGGCCGCCCGACGAGCCCCUCACCGCACCGCUCGGGCCCUGGCCCCGGCCCCCUCCAGCCGCACCGCCCCCGGCCCGGCCCUCCUCGCGUCUCCCUCCUCCCUCUGUUGCUCCCUCCUCCCUCCCGCCUCCCCAGCUGUCCCGUUCGCGUCAUGCCGAGCCUCCCGGCCCCGCCGGCCCCGCUGCUGCUCCUCGGGCUGCUGCUGCUCGGCUCCCGGCCGGCCCGCGGCGCCGGCCCCGAGCACCCCGCGCUGCCUAUCCGGCCCGAGAAGGAGCCGCUGCCCAUUCGGGGAGCAGCAGGCUGCUCCUUCGGCGGGAAGGUCUAUGCCUUGGACGAGACGUGGCACCCGGACCUGGGGGAGCCCUUCGGGGUGAUGCGCUGCGUGCUGUGCGCCUGCGAGGCGCCUCAGUGGGGUCGCCGCGCAAGGGGCGCAGGCAGGGUCAGCUGCAAGAACAUCAAGCCCGAGUGCCCAACCCUGGCGUGUGGGCAGCCGCGCCAGCUGCCUGGACACUGCUGCCAGACUUGCCCCCAGGAGCACAGCAGUUCGGAAAAGCAGCCGACGGGCCUGGCCUUCGAGUAUCCACGCGACCCAGAGCACCGAAGCUACAGCGACCGUGGGGAGCCAGGAGCUGAGGAUCGGGGGCGUGGAGACGGCCACACAGACUUCGUGGCGCUGCUGACAGGGCCAAGGUCGCAAGCGGUGGCGCGGGCUCGAGUGUCGCUGCAGCGCUCCAGUCUGCGGUUCUCCAUCUCCUACCGGCGGCUGGACCGCCCUACCCGAAUCCGCUUCUCUGACUCCACUGGCAGCAUCCUGUUUGAACACCCUGCAGCGCCCACCCAAGAUGGCCUGGUCUGCGGGGUGUGGCGGGCAGUGCCUCGGUUGUCCCUGCGACUCCUUAGGGCAGAACAGCUGUAUGUGGCACUUGUGACACCCACUCACCCUUCAGGGGAGGUCUGGGGACCUCUCAUUCGGCACCGGGCCCUGGCUGCAGAGACCUUCAGUGCCAUCCUGACCCUGGAAGGCCCCCCACAGCCAGGCAUAGGGGGCAUCGCCCUACUCACUCUCAGUGACACAGAGGACUCCUUGCACUUUCUGCUGCUCUUCCGUGGGCUCCUGGAGUCCAGGAGUGGGGGACCAGCCCAGGUUCCCCUGUGGCUCCGGAUUCUACACCAGGGGAAGCUACUGCGAGAGCUGCAAGCCAAUGCCUCAGCCCAGGAACCGGGCUUUGCUGAAGUGCUGCCCAACCUGACAGCCCAGGAGAUGGACUGGCUGGUGCUGGGGGAGCUGCAGAUGGCCCUGGAGAGGGCAAGUGGGCCAGGGCUACGCAUCAGUGGACACAUUGCAGCCAGGCAGAGCUGCGAUGUCCUGCAAAGUGUCCUUUGCGGGGCGGAUGCCCUGAUCCCAGUUCAGACGGGUGCAGCGGGCUCAGCCAGCCUUACACUGCUAGGAAACGGCUCCCUGAUCUACCAAGUACAGGUGGUAGGUACAGGCAGUGAGGUGGUGGCCAUGACGCUGGAGACCAAGCCUCAGCGGAGGAACCAGCACACUGUCCUCUGCCACAUGGUUGGACUCCAGCCGGGAGGACACAGGGCCGUGGGUAUCUGCCCUGGGCUGGGUGCCCGGGGGGCUCAUAUGCUGCUGCAGAAUGAGCUGUUCCUGAACGUGGGCACCAAGGACUUCCCAGAUGGAGAGCUGCGGGGCCACGUGGCCGCCCUGCCCUACAGUGGGCACAGCGCCCGCCAUGACACACUGCCUGUGCCCCUGGCAGGAGCCCUGGUGUUGCCCCCGGUGCAGAGCCAGGCAGCAGGGCACGCCUGGCUCUCCCUGGACACCCACUGUCAUCUACACUAUGAAGUGCUGCUGGCAGGGCUUGGUGGCUCAGAGCAGGGCACCAUCACUGCCCACCUCCUCGGGCCUCCUGGAAUGCCGGGGCCCCGGCGGCUGCUGAAGGGAUUCUACGGCCCGGAGGCCCAGGGUGUCGUGAAGGACCUGGAGCCCGAGCUGCUGCGGCACCUGGCUCAGGGCUCUGCCUCCCUGCUGAUCACCACCAAGGGGAGCCCCCAAGGGGAGCUGCGAGGGCAGGUGCACAUUGCCAACCAAUGUGAGGUGGGCGGCCUGCGGCUGGCGGCAGCAGGGGACAAAGAAGUGCAGGUGCCUGGGGCUCUGGAGGCGGUGGCGGCCAUGGUGGCCCCACUGCCCGCUGUGCCGGGCCCAGACACCCCAGCGCCAGCCAGACCAGGUGGCCCCGGUCGGCUCCGAGACCCCAACACCUGCUUCUUCGAGGGGCAGCAGCGCCCCCACGGGGCUCGCUGGGCUCCUAACUAUGACCCGCUCUGCUCGCUCUGCACCUGCCAGAGACGCACGGUGAUUUGUGACCCCGUGGUGUGCCCGCCUCCCAGCUGUCCAAGCCCAGUGCAGGCGCCGGGCCAGUGCUGCCCUGUGUGCCCGGAGAAACAAGAUGUCAAAGACCUCCCGGGGCUGCCAAGGAACAGGGACCCUGGCGAGGGCUGCUAUUUUGAUGGUGACCGGAGCUGGCGGGCAGCAGGCACCCGGUGGCACCCUGUCGUGCCCCCAUUUGGCUUAAUUAAGUGUGCUGUCUGCACCUGCAAGGGGGGCACCGGGGAGGUGCACUGUGAGAAGGUGCAGUGUCCCCGGCUGGCCUGUGCCCAGCCCGUCCGUGCCAACCCCACUGACUGCUGCAAGCAGUGUCCAGUGGGGUCAGGGGCCCACCCCCAACUGGGGGACCCCAUGCAGGCUGAUGGGCCCCGAGGCUGCCGUUUUGCAGGGCAGUGGUUCCCAGAGAGCCAGAGCUGGCACCCUUCAGUGCCCCCCUUUGGGGAGAUGAGCUGUAUUACCUGCAGAUGUGGGGCAGGGGUGCCCCACUGUGAGCGGGAUGACUGUUCACCACCACUGUCCUGCGGCCCAGGGAAGGAGAGCCGCUGCUGCUCCCACUGCACACCCCGGCGGCGGCCAGCCCCAGAGACCAGGACAGUCCCAGAGCUUGGGAAAGAAGAUGAAGGCUCCUAGGGAGCAGCCAGAAGGCCGUAUGACCAAGAGGAUGGGGCCUGGGCCGAGGGAAGGAGGGGCACCGAGGACCUCAUAUUCUCCUGCGGGAAACCCAGUGCCUUUGGCCCCUCUCUUCUGCCUCUUCCCCCUCCCCCACUACCUCUGGGAACCACAACUGCACACGGGGGAGGGGCAGCCAGGGCAGACCAAGGCCAUGUCCGUUCCAACUCUGGCCUUGUCACCCUCCGGCCCCUGCCUUGGAAGCCCAACCCCUUUCCUUCUGUACAUACUGUCACUGGCUUGUUGGGAUUUUUAAUUUAUCCUCACUCAGCACCAAGGGUCCCCGCCCCCUCCACACUUCACUCCUGCUGCCCCUGAGCUGAGCAGAGUCAUUAUUGGAGAUUUUUGUAUUUAUUAAAACUUUUUUUUUCCAGUCUUUG
Capra hircus (goat) is the source of this 3733-nucleotide messenger RNA. RefSeq names its product chordin (gene CHRD). The transcript has 23 exons. Bases 438 to 3314 code for a protein of 958 amino acids. NCBI's taxonomy places the organism in Eukaryota, Metazoa, Chordata, Mammalia, Artiodactyla, Bovidae. The record is from RefSeq and is a predicted model, not a curated record. Gene Ontology annotation, molecular function: protein binding. Gene Ontology annotation, biological process: multicellular organism development.